GUGGUGGUCGUGUGUUGUUUUUAACUGAGGGGGAGGAGACAGAGACACAUCAGCAUCUGAAUGAAGCGUGCAAGCCGUCUGAAAGCACUGCGAGUCUGGGCACACAGGGUAAACAGCACCGCCACCAUCUUACUACUGUUUAUAUGCUUUUCUCUUCAAUGGACGGACUAUUGUUCAACCCGCAGACGAUGGCGGACGUCAAUGGCAACAGUAAGAUAAUGAACGCAGAGCUGGAGGUGAAAAAGCUUCAGGAGCUCGUGAGAAAACUGGAAAGGCAGAACGAGCAGCUCAGGACCAGAGCAAACGCCGUAAACAACUGCACCUCCGGCGGCCGUCUCGGCCCAGACACCGGGAGCUACUGCCUUUCAUCCUCAUAUUCUCCAUCUUUUGGACCCUCGGAGGAGCACUAUCCGUAUUUUCAUCCGCAGUCAGUGACUGGUGCUGAUGAGGAAGAUGCCACUGUACUGGAUGAGGUGGAAAUACUAGACCUUCGUGUUGUUCUUCCCAUCGAUGGAGAGUCUGAUUACAUCUGGUUGUACGUGUCUCCAAAAGCCAAGCUGUUUCCUCAUCUUCUUCUCAGUCCUCUUCAGUGGUGCAGACAUGUGCUGGACAACCCCAGACCAGAAGUGGAGUUAGCCAAACGCUCAUUGUGCUACAAACUGGACCAAGCCAAAAGAUGGAGAGGUGUCCUCUCUUCAAGCGCUCUGUACAGUCCUGUAGAUGAACUCUCUGCUUUAAGCAGCUGUUCUAAACCCUAUACUAAACCUGCACUAACUGAGCAAACAGCAGAUCUACCUUCACCAAACCAUCAGAAGACUCUCACAGGGAGAAACUGCUCCAGCCUAAACGAAAGAUCUCCCACAUUCCUCUAUCACACGGCUACACAAGGGAAUAGUCAUCAUCAAAGGCCCCUCAGUCCUCAGUCGUCAAUAGACAGUGACCUAAGUGUCUCUGAACUGGAGGACGACUCCAUCUCUAUGAGCUAUAAGCUUCAGGACAUGACUGAUGUGGAGGUCAUGGCCCGACUGCAGGAGGAGAGUCUACGACAGGAGUACGCGAGCACCACUGCCACAGCUACGCGCCGUAGUGCCAGUUUUUCGGUGCACACAGGCGCGCGCAGGAGCAUGAGGAGUGAGGCCGAGCUAGAGGAAGAGGAGGAGUACGAUCAGCUGUCCGCUCCGCAGCCACGGCUCUUCCGGACGUCCUCCAUGCAGCGCAGCACGUCCCACUCACAGAGCCUCUCCAGCAUGAGAGAGUGCCGGCGCAGCCCCUCCACGCCUCAGUACCUCAGCAGCCUGUCCUACCAGCAGCUGCACAUGCCCAACCUCAGCUCCAGCACAGCCACAGAGACCCAGAGCUACAGAGCCCACACAGACAAGCUACGGAGGAGCAUGCCAAACCUCCUUCGAGCUCCCAGCAUCCCCAGUGUCAUCAGUGUGCCCAGUGUUCCUGCUCCGGCCGCUCACGUUGCCACAUCGUCCUCAUCUUUGUCAUUACUCCGAAACAGUCAGAGUUUUGAUUCCCACAGUGGUCUGACCAAGAUACAGUCUGCAAUUCCCUGUCCGGGCCAGUUACAGCAGCGGGUUCAGAGCGUGGGCAACUUCUCAACACGGCCCCCUCUGAAAGCCACGGCGUAUGUGAGCCCUACCAUCCAGAGUGCCACCACAAUGCCUUCCUCUGUUAGUCUCAGCUCUAUCCCCAGCAGCAGCAGCAGCAGCAGCAGCAUCCCUCUCCCCAGCAAACCCAGCGCCCCCUCCUCCACUCGCAGCGCUCUACCUCGGCCUGCUUCCUUUGUUGGGACAAGUGGGGUCUCGCGCAGUAAAAUUGGCCAGCCCAUGCGCAGUUUACUGACCCCACCGAAGAGUGUCUCUGCUCUGAGCGCCCUGCGUGACGGCAGCUGGAGGGACGGCUGCUAUUAAACUGCUCUGACCUUAAAUGUCUCAGGCCCAGCUGGCUGGGCUCAACUGGGCACAACUAGACCUUACGUGGAAAUAAGAUAACAUCAAGUGAUUCGAAGUUGAAAAGCCCUGUUAACAAAUGCAAUACAGCACCACUGCAAUAUGCCUGAUGGCUGAAACCCAGAGCAUUAUGCAUACAAGUGUUUACGUGCAAAUAAUUUGCCUAAUUGCAGCACAAUUUUUUAACCAUUGAAACCAAUUGUCAAAUGAUAUUAAUAAUUAGAUAAGAACAUAAGGACUGUAUUGGGUUUUGUAGAUGUUAUAAUUUAAUAAGCAUAAGUCAAAUAGCACUUUUACUGUUAACUUGCAUUGUUACAUUAGAUAACCAGUAUUGCCAGAGUAGUACCCAAUUGGUUUCUUUUGCACAUGUUGCAUUCCUUUUUUAAUAAUGUUGUCAAUUAUGAUGCAACAUAUGGCAAGUGAAUUAUGAGGGUGAUCUGGUGCAUUUGUAAAAGCAGAUGAAAUGGACUGUAAAACACUAAAUGCAGCCUAGAGUGAAAGGCAUGCAUUGAAGAUUGUAUGUUUACAUGAUGCUCGUGAAACAGAGCACCGUGGACAAGACAUUUGCACAUCAAAUGGUGACAUUUGUUUUUCUUUUUUUUUUAAACAGGUUGGAUGGAAGGGAAUGGAUGGUAUGUUUUUCCAGUGUUGAAUAAAAA
This is a messenger RNA of Carassius carassius (crucian carp), 2617 nucleotides long. It is a transcript of the gene slain1a, whose product is annotated as SLAIN motif family, member 1a. Gene Ontology annotation, cellular component: microtubule plus-end. Bases 144 to 1919 code for a protein of 591 amino acids. Gene Ontology annotation, biological process: cytoplasmic microtubule organization; positive regulation of microtubule polymerization; microtubule nucleation. Lineage: Eukaryota; Metazoa; Chordata; Actinopteri; Cypriniformes; Cyprinidae. The transcript is spliced from 9 exons. The record is from RefSeq and is a predicted model, not a curated record.